UCACCUGCACUUUCUCUCUCCUUUAUUGUUUCUAUUGUUAAAAAAAAAGAAUGAAUCCCUCUCAAAGCCCUAGCCCUAAUUUCACGUUCUUAUCCGAUGAAAACUCUAUUUAUUCUUUCAUGGAUAAUUAUGAUUUUUCCAAUUUGAUGUUCAGUGUUGGUGAAGGAGGCAACAAUGGUUUAAUCCAGGAGGAAACUUCAUCUCCGACAACCUUCGUUACCGGCGAAAGCGGCGGAUCCGGCAGCGCACUUACGACGUUGAGGAAAAAGGAAUCAACUAGUCUCGAUUGCAAAAAUAGGGGAAGUAAAGAUGGAGAGACGAAGGAGAUGGGUCAUCGAGUUGCAAUUAGAACGAGAACAAAGAUUGAUGUGAUGGAUGAUGGUUAUAAGUGGAGGAAGUAUGGGAAGAAAUCUGUCAAGAACAACACUAACAAGAGGAACUACUACAAAUGCUCAAGUGAAGGUUGCAUGGUGAAGAAGAGGGUAGAGAGAGAUGGUGAAAAUGCAGCUUAUGUGAUUACAACCUAUGAAGGAGUCCAUAACCAUGAGAGUCCAUCACACGUCUAUUACAGUGACAUGGUUUAUGAUCAUGAUAACUGGAAGCAACACUCUCUUCUUCAAUCUAUCCAAACAUUUCCACCAUGUUGAGAUUAUUAGAUAUCUACCAUCAUUAUAAUGAUCGCUAUGUAUUGGUUCUGAAUGUUUUGAUAAUGUACAUGGUUAAUUAUGAAAUUAACCUCUUGUGGUUAUAUAAGGUAUCAAAAUAUCAAUGUAUAUAUACAUAGUUGCUAAUUUGCAGUGUUGUGU
Messenger RNA from Brassica oleracea var. oleracea, 806 nucleotides. Its product is annotated as probable WRKY transcription factor 51. The record is from RefSeq and is a predicted model, not a curated record. NCBI's taxonomy places the organism in Eukaryota, Viridiplantae, Streptophyta, Magnoliopsida, Brassicales, Brassicaceae. Gene Ontology annotation, biological process: regulation of DNA-templated transcription. Bases 51 to 647 code for a protein of 198 amino acids. Gene Ontology annotation, molecular function: DNA-binding transcription factor activity; sequence-specific DNA binding. The transcript is spliced from 3 exons.